Messenger RNA from Eleginops maclovinus (Patagonian blennie), 4860 nucleotides. It is a transcript of the gene vgf, whose product is annotated as VGF nerve growth factor inducible. Gene Ontology annotation, molecular function: neuropeptide hormone activity. Lineage: Eukaryota; Metazoa; Chordata; Actinopteri; Perciformes; Eleginopidae. The transcript is spliced from 2 exons. The coding region runs from base 251 to 2374 and encodes 707 amino acids. The record is from RefSeq and is a predicted model, not a curated record.
AGACGACCCGAACAGCAGAAUCUCGGGAGACGAGGUGACCGAGCCUCAGCGACAACACUGACCACAUUUAGCCACUUUUGCGCAAAAAACACCCACCUCUCACAGAACAGCGUGUUCAGUGCAUGAAAGCGGGACUUCCAGAACUGUGACGUGACAAGCAGGGAAGCUGGAAUCCCCCCGCCGAUCCCACUGACUGCAAGCAGUUUUGACCCCCCUUUGCUGCUCACAGUGGACCCGGUUCUGACUGACCAUGAUUGGGUACCACAAAGCCUCAAGUGCCCUUACCCUCCUAGUCCUCCUGACAGGGGCUUCCCUCCCCCGGCUGUCCACCCCCAGCCCGAUCAACAUCCCCAGAGAUGUCGUUAAGCCACACGGAGAUCCUCCUCCUGUAAGGGAAGAGGAGAGGCGAUCGAUACAGAAAGAAGAGGCAGAGGAAGAAGAAGAUGAGCUCUUUAAAGAUGUGGAUCCCAAAACACUAGCGGCGGUUUUACUGGAGGCACUAAAUCGCUCACAAGCGGAGAAAAGAAGGGAGGGAGGGGAGCGCGAUGGGAUGAGAGAAGACAUAAAUGCUGAUAUGGGUGAAGUUAAUAAUGAAGACGAAGCGAGCAGAGAAGUGAGAACGAUGGAGGGAUCAGACAGAGACAGAGAUGGACGGAAAGAGUUAGAGCUUCUGAUGGCAGCGCAAGGAAAGGAGCGGGAAAAACAGGAAGAAGAGGAGAGGAAGAAAGCUCAGGAGGAAGAGGAAAGGAUGACGGAAAAAGUGACGAGUCGUACUACAAGUCAAACAAUCCAGGUGCAAACGGAGAAGCCCGCCAGUCGAGAUGGAACAGGGGACAACAGUCAGGGUUCUGCCCCCCAGAACCCAGAACAAGAGAGCAAUGAGGAGGAGCAGCUCAGCCCCGAGGAGCUGAAGAACCUGGAGACCAUGAUGAAGGAGUUUCCACGUUUGAACGCGGCUACUAAAAGGGAAGGAGAUUCAGAGCAAACCCAGAGAGAAAGCAGAGGUUACAGCAGCUACAACGACGUCAUCCAAAAAGGCAACGACCUCGCCAUCUCCAAGAAGAAACUGAAAUGGCAGGAAGAGACGCAGAAAGGCUUGAACAUCCCAACAUUCAGGGGAGGCAACUUCAUGGAUGACUUUGAGGACAAUAACGCUGGCAGUAAUGCAGCACAGUCCAAGCCUCCGUCAGAUCAGGAGGCCAUGGAAGAAGAUGAACCGGAGGAGGAGGAGGAGGAGGAAGACGAGGAGGUGCUGAGUCCUGAGGAGGAAGAGGCUCGAGCUAAGGCGGAGCAAGAGGAGAUGAGAAGGCAGGCGGCCGAGGCCCAGAAAGCCAAGAUGGAGGAGGAGAAGUUGGCGGAUAUCGCCUCGGACAUGCUGCUGCGCUACAUGGUCAAACAGAACAACGGGAACAAGAAGUACACCUCGUCUCUGUCCAACGCCGCCGAGGACAAGAGGUCCAACGAGGAGCAGGAAGUGACCGAGGAAGACGAUAUCGAUCCCCAAACUAUAGACAAGCUGAUCGAGAUCUCCAACAAACUCCACCUCCCCGCCGACGACGUAGUGGAUAUCAUCAGCGACGUGGAGAAGAAGAAGAAGAAAGACGUGUCGCCUGAGAUGCCUCCUCGAUGGCAACGACCUCCGACUCCGCUGUCUUCGUCCUACUCAUCAAUCAACGGCUAUACAAUACCACAGAUUCCCGAUCAAUACCCGGUUUCCAAGCAACCCUCUCCAGCUGUCAAUCUCCUAAAAAACUGGUUACAGGAAAAAACGCAAACAAAAUCGCAGGAUCUCUGGAGCAAACCUGGAAAGCCUCUUCUAGCCAAUCCCAACCGUUGGCCCAAACCUCAGAAGUCGUACAAACAGGAUCUUUGGCUCCAAUCGCCCGAGCCGGUUUGGACUGGUUACCCUUCGUACCCCUACAAAUACCCUUCCUAUUACCAGAGGAAGCAGUACUCAGAGUACUACCCUUUCUAUUUCCCUACUGCCCCCAGACCCAAACCCCGUUACUAUGUCACCAAACCUGCCCUCAACCCCAACAACUACCUGAGUAACUCCGUGGACGACACCUACUCUUUCCCUCCCAGACGCCGUUACCAUAGCUGGGUCCAACCUCGGCUGAGGAGCCCCCCCGUAGGCCCCCAGCAGAGGCCCUUCUACAGCAGCUAUCGCUUUCAGCCCUAUCCCAAACCACGUUCCCCUCCCAGAAUGCGCAUGAUCGCUCCCCAACAGAAGUUCUAUUACUCACCAGCGGCACCUGCAGUGGUGAGAAAUGAAGAUUUUUACGUUGCUGGAAAGAAGCCAGACAGCAGUAACCGUGACGAUCUAGAGAAAUACAUAGAGCAGAUUCUCAUGAAGAGACCGAUGCUAGACUGAAAGGGCUGGGAAAAGAGCGGGAAUAGGAGAAAAGAGAGAAAAUGUAUCUCUAUGAUUUAGUUUUGCUGGUUUUGUUUUACAUAUGUCUCUUUCUCCUUUUUUAAAUGGUUGUUGGCAUUCAGGAGGACUUUUUACAGAGGUAGUCUGAAUAAAAUGUACCUUUUGUAGGAAAAUGAAGGGAAAGAUACACAUCUGCAUUCCUCUGUGAAGGAGGGGAAAUGGGAUGAAGGCGUCCUGUUGGAAAGCAUGACUCAUGCUAGAACUCUUCAUCCAAACUCCCGGCAUGACAACAUUCUCCAUAUGGACAUUUUACAAUGCCAACAAAGGAGGACGCUUAGAUAUGUUGUUACAUGUACCUUUUAAAAAUAUAUUUUCACAGUCAAAGAGUCGGAAACAACAAAGGCAGUGGUGGAUGCUGGGAAAUGUUUGAUGGCUGUUGGAAUUUACUGUCUUAACUGAGAUUUUUGUGUAUUUUUCUCAGGCAGGGACAUUUUUAAAAUGAUUUAUCAAUACAGUAUAUUUCCGACUCUACACUAAAUGGCCAAAACUAUGUGGACGGCAAACAUUUCGGUCAUGUGUAAUCAGACACAAGAGCAUUAUGAAGUUCCAAUAUCAACACCAACUUUCGGCUUCUACUUUCCACGUCUAUAAGUAUGGGAUAAAAGAAAAUCAAGUAGUCGGAGACGCCAAUAUCUGUUGACCUUGUAGAUGAACCGCGACAAGUGGUGGCCUAGCGAUUGACUGCUCAUAUGUCCUCCAACAAAACAGUCACUAUUUCACAAUUUCCUUUCAUUGGACCGAAGGAGCCCAAACCUGGAUAAACAGGUGUCUGUAUACUUUUGGCCAUGUAAUGUAUCAACUGAUGCACCUGUCGUCUCUUAGAGAUGACAUUAAAUCAUCAUAACCUUGAAAUGACCUGCUGCUGAAGCCAUUCACUAUCUCGUUGUUUUUAAAAUGAAUACAUUUAAUGCAAAUGUAUUCAUUUUGUGUUAUUUGUAUAAAAUUGCAGCAAGACAUUUCUGCAGAACAGCACCUUCUCUAUAUGUAUACUCACACAGAGCUCUUUAUAAUGAAAUAUACCGCACCAAAAGCAUAUUUCAUACACAGGGCUGCAGAAGCCACCCUACCAUCACUAUAAUGGCUUGGAUGACUCAUACUUUUGCAUAACUUCAAUUACCUUGUUGCUAUGGUGCCAAAGCCUGGCCAAACUCUAUAUGGCAUUUUUUGAUGCCUUCAGAGGAGAAUACAGUGGUGAAGGCAUACUGCUCUUUUUACUUAACACAUGCAUUUAAAAGGAUAAGGCUGGUGUUAUUCCUUUAUUAAUCUAUAUCACCAAAUGUGUUCAAUAUUUUCUUACUCCCCUACCCUGUUUGUAUGUUUGUAGCACUCAGUUUACAUUUGUGAUAUAGAGAAACUUUAUCGUUAUCCUUUAAAGAUACCAUCUAUGGCUUUGCUAUAGCGCCCCAAAGUUCCCUUCAGCUCAAUGACUCAUUUUACUAAUCAACAUUUUGUUAUUGACCAUUAUCAACUUAAAGAGUGUUUUAUUGGUCUUGUUGUCUACAUGUUGCACAACCAUCAAUCAUACAUUUUUAGGUAGGAAGUUCUUGGGCUGAUAUUUGCUGCCUUACAUGUCACUGUGACAUUCUUAACAUUAUGCUUCGUUUCCCUCUUUUGUACCAUUUGAUAUUGUCAAUGAGAUCAAGGAUGUCACCUAUUUUGUAAUGGAAACUGGUGGGAUGAUGGAAUUGGAGUUUAUUGAUCAUUUUUAAAACAUGAUGAAGGAUCUGUUCUUGGAUUGGCGUUGUAAAAUAUAUUUUUAGCGUGCAACAAAAGGGAUUGGAUUGCUGACAUUUCCUUUCUUGACUUACUGAUAAUCAGUAAUCAAUAAACACUCCUCCUGGUAUAUCUGUUUUUCAAAUGCGUCACUGGGAACAAUAGCACAUGUUGCGCUUUGGUUUGUCCGUAUUGUUGACCUUUGAAGCCAUCUGUUGCUAAGUGAUGAGCAACAUCAUUGUUGCCAAGCCAAAACAGAUAAAUGGCAUCGACAAUCUCAUACUGAAAAAAACGUCAACACCAGGCCAUUAGUCAAAAAGAGUUGAGAUGGAGGUAAAAACCAAGCCUUUUUGUAAUUUCUAACAAGUUGUUUUUUUACGAGAUUAGGAAAGGAGUUACAUAAAGAUGAGGAAAAGGGGCUGAAAUAUGAAGCGACAGACCAGAGGUGAGGGUACAGUGUCUGCACGUUUAUGUAUACUUGCAUCUAAAAACUGCUUCUUUGAAGACGUACAAGCAUCAAUUAAAAAAGUAUAAAAAAAUCAAAGAUGACAGAAACAAUGACGUCAGUGUACCUCAAAAUGAGUCCUGUGUGCGGCGAGUGUUGUCCGUGAUCUUUCUAGAUGUACCUUGUCGUAACCAUCGUAAUCAACAUGCAUUUGCUGGAUGUAAAUAUGCGCAUGUCAAUGACUACUUUUGCUACACGUAAAGAAACA